UGGAGAGACGGUGGCCUGCCUCUGGAAAAGGGCAACCAGACCGGUGGAGACCUGCAAAAGUCGGGGGAGCGGUCUUCUUUCCCCAAACAACAGGGGCGGACAUCACCCAGUUCGCCCACCUCAUCUUAGAGGCAGGAACUGCCCAGGAGCCCCGGUGCCUCAUUCUGGGAUGGUCAGAAUUGGAGGGGCUAGGAAGCAUAUCCUAGAAGUGACCACAGUCAUCCAGCAAGCCGGGUGGGUGUGGACAGUCGGUGUGAGCCGACAGCCUCCGUUCUGGGUCUCCAACUCUGGGGCCCAGAUACCUGCCUUUGGCCCUGUGCGAGGCAUCUACCCCGAUGGAGCCUUUGUUUCAGCCCUGACCCACAACCCCACGUGGCCAAAUUUGCUGGUAGAUGAGGCUCUGCCCUUGUGCUCCGGGCUGUGGGUUAAUCAGAGCCUCUGGGGGACCAGGGUGGUACUGAGGGUGCUGGGCUGGACCCUGCCUCCACCCUCAGCCUCCCUGCCUGGAGCGAAAUGCCUGAUCCUGGCUGCAACACCCCCUUCCCCCAUCCUGGACCAACUACUCCCAAAACCUCACAUUACACAAACGCCUAUCAGGCUCCCCUUGAGUGUCAGACGCUAUCCUGAGAGCUGGGAGCAGUCCUAGUCCUGGCCUCCUAGGUGCACCCGGGUAGGUGGGGUUGGGCUUGUAACUGAGUGGGGACGACAGGAUGCAAUGAGAGGGCUUCACGGAAGAGGUGGACCCAGAAGGAAGGAUUGGAAGCUGAGUGCCUGGGAAGAUGGCCUCCUCAGAGGCAGAUGCUACUAUCAUUGCUGUCUCAUUCCAUUCCCACGCCCCUGAAGAAGGCUCUGGCACCGUGCCCAGCCCAGAUGUGGGAGGAAGGAGCCAGGGAGCAGGGCUGGCAGAUGUGCUGCAUCCGGAGAGGGAGGGAUGCCAAGAUGCCAGGGUGACCAGGCAGCCAGGCUCUGGGGCCAGGGUCAGGAAUGGGCCCCACAGGCCCCUGCUUUUCUGGCCUUGCUGGUCUGCAGCAGUCGGCCUAGCCUCAUGGCCUGAGUAGCAGCUGGGUCCCAGCAGCAAGGAGGGAAACCAGAAACAGUCUCAGAAGAAACGAGAGCUUUUGACCAAAACCCCAACGUCUGCUUGCCAAGGGCCAGGUGCGGGGCUGAGCCUGGGGACUUGAUCUCUGCCCUCCGGAGUCUCCACAGCCCAGCCAAGGAGGCAGGAAUGGGAUCAAACCAGCACUUGUGAGUGAGCCACAGGGGCUCUGCAGCAGUGAGCCCUGCAGACAGAACAGGCUUGAGGGCCCUCUGCUGAGAUAUGCACAAGAUUUUUGCACCGCCUCGGAGCUGGAGGGGGAACAGCCACACCCCGAACCCCCUACCCACCCCUACUGCCCUGGCAGAGGAAGGAAGGCCAGUGGUCUAGUGGAGAUAGUACUUGUACUGAGGCACAGAGUGAUGUGAAAAGACUGCCCCGAAAGUGGGAAUUAUCCAGAGUGUCAGGGGUGGGGUUGGAGGAAGGCCGGGGCACAGCUACUGCAGCACCACCCCUGUGGGGCCCGGCAUGAAGCACUGGAUGAUAGCCUGAACUUGGGCCAGAGGCCAACCACGUGGGGGAAUCGGGUGCCUGUUGCUUCCCCCUUCCCCAACCCAGUGCCCAAAUUCUUUCCUGCCCAGCACCCCCUAGUUGCCUCUGAGCAUCCCAGGACGUGGUUUUUCUCAGCCAGCUCCAUCCCCGCUGAGGACAGGAGCUAAGUUUACUUUCAGAUGCUUCGCCAUCAAGCUCCUGUUUGACUUUGAUGCUGUUCUGUCCUAGUGGAGGGAGGCAGUGGGGACAAACAAGGUCCUCAGUUCUCGCUGUGUUCCCUCUGCCCACUGCCACAAGCACCCGUAAAAAUAGAAAAAGUCAUUAAUUAUUAAGCGCUGGCACUCUCUCUGCCUGCCUCCCUCCCCCACCCUGGACCAGGUGUGGCUGGCCCUGUGGGUACCUCUUUCCAGGCUGAGAGCUGGCUGCUGAGUCACAGAUUUGAAGUCUUGGGCUCCUGACCUUGAGUCUCAGCCUUAGGGCCAAGCUCUGUCAUGGCAAGGGGAGGAAGGUGAGUGGACCGCAAUCCCGCAGAUGCAGAGUUCCUGACGUCGGUGCCCUGAAGGUUGUGAACAGACCCCUGCCACCCUGCCAGGUGGUAGCUGGCCUCCUCCCAUCCCUUUUGUCUUUGUGUGAUCCCUUUCUUCCUGUGUCUGCCCUCUGUCCUUUUCCUCUCUCCUCCCCAGUCUAGGGGGCUCCAUGCUGACCCCAACCAGGAGGGGCAGUGGGAUUUCAGGGUUUCCUUUUAAAGACAUCCCCCUGGCUCCCAGCCAUUUUCUCUCGGGUUCUGGGGCAUUGCCCCCAGGUAACCUUGACUGGCAUUCAGAGCCCACUGCAGGAGACCCCAGAAAACUCAGGUCCAGGCGGGGGAGAGGCCAGUUCAGACUCAGUACCUUCCCAGUAAUGGUCCGGUGUAACCAUCAUUCUGGCUGUGGCAGGCUGUUUAUUACUCCAGACCCCACUCCCGGCCUAGCCAGCUCCUCUGUCCCCCCACUCCUGGGCCCCCUCCCUCUCUGGUCUGGGGUCUGCGCCCUCCCCAGAGCCGUCCCCAGUCCUCAUCUAGCUGGGGUCCUUUCCCCAGCACUUGGCUCCACUCAGCCCCCUGCCCUGAAGCUUCUAGACUUCUCUCGUGAUCCCUCCUGACAGCUCUGACCAGCUUAGCUUCCACUGUGAUCCAACUUCCCUGAAACAAUCUCUGAGAUUCUCCCCCACCCCAAACUACUUCCACUGUGUUCUCUUCCUCCCCUUCCCUGGAAUCACUAGGCGGCUCUGGUCACAUUCGCUGCCUUCAACAUCCCCAGUUUAUAGUGUGACUGGCAGCCACCCCAGCCCACCCCGCUGGCAGUAGGAAUACAUGCCCAGCUCAGCUGCUCACCUGGAAGAAAAAGCAUAAAGUGCAGUUGUUCUCGGCCCUGCCUGUGACCUUAGACUCUAGCCUAAGUUUCAGAGUUUCAUGCAGGUCAUCCACAGAGCCUGUCCCCCGAAGCCAAGGCAGGAGACAGCAUCAGUAGCAAUGGCCCCAUUGCAGACCACCUGACCCAGUUCCCAAGGCAAAAAAAAGAAAAAGCUGUGAUGAAUGUGACCUUCUGUUUUUCCAUUUAUACCUGAGUUAUUUGAAAGGGUUUGUGGAUGAGCCAAAUGCUCGCCAUCUCGUUACAGAGAAAAGGGAGCUGGUGUGCCUCCCUCAUCAUGAACUAGGGGUGGUUGAUCCUGCUGAAUUUCCAGCAAGCUCACAGCAGAAAUGGACCUGCCCUCUUCUUUGAAACCACAACUUGCACUUGGCCGCAGAGCUGGGGAAGACGCUGCUGGAGAGGAACAAGGAGCUGGAGGAGUCUCUACAGCAGAUGUACUCCACCAACGAGGAGCAAGUGCAGGAGAUCGAGUAUCUGACCAAACAGCUGGACACGCUGCGGCACGUGAAUGAACAGCACGCCAAAGUGUACGAGCAGCUGGACCUGGCGGCCCGAGACCUGGAGCUGACCAAUCAGAAGCUGGUGCUGGAGAGUAAGGUGGCCCAGCAGAAGAUCCACGGGCUGACAGAGACCAUCGAGCGCCUGCAGACCCAGGUGGAGGAGCUGCAGGCUCAGGUGGAGCAGCUGCGGGACCUGGAACAGCUGCGCGUGCUGCGGGAGAAGCGCGAACGCAGGCGCACCAUCCACACCUUCCCCUGUCUCAAGGAACUGUGCACCAGCCCCCGGUGUGAAGAUGCCUUCCGCCUGCACAGCUCCUCCCUGGAGCUGGGCCCACGGCCCCUGGAACAGGAGAACGAGCGGCUGCAGACCUUGGUGGGCGUGCUGCGCUCGCAGGUGAGCCAGGAGCGGCAGCGCAAGGAGCGGGCGGAGCGCGAGUAUGCCGCGGUGCUCCAGGAGUACUCGGAGCUGGAGCGGCAGCUGUGUGAGAUGGAAAGCUGCCGCUUCCGCGUGCAGGAGCUGGAGGCCGAGCUGCUGGAGCUGCAGCAGAUGAAGCAGGCCAAGACCUACCUGCUGGGCCGGGAGGACCACCUGGCUGAGGCCCUGCUGGCGCCCCUCACCCAGGCGCCCGAAGCCGACGACCCCCAGCCCGGCAGCGGCGACGACACCGGCCCCCAGGAUGGGGUCUCCUCUCCGGCGGCCUCCCCGGGCCACGCCGUGCGCAAGAGCUGCAGCGACACGGCGCUCAACGCCAUCGUGGCCAAAGAUCCGGCCAGCCGGCACGCGGGCAACCUCACGCUGCACGCCAACAGCGUGCGCAAGCGGGGCAUGUCCAUCCUGCGCGAGGUGGACGAGCAGUACCACGCGCUGCUGGAGAAAUACGAGGAGCUGCUGAGCAAGUGCCGGCAGCACGGGGCCGGGGUGCGGCACGCCGGGGUGCAGACCUCGCGGCCCAUCUCCCGGGACAGCUCGUGGAGGGACCUGCGGGCAGGCGAGGAGGGCCUGGGGGAGCCCAAGGCGGAGAAGAGCCUCAGCCAGCACGUGGAGGCCGUGGACAAGCGGCUGGAGCAGAGCCAGCCCGAGUACAAGGCGCUCUUCAAGGAGAUCUUCUCCAGGAUCCAGAAGACCAAGGCCGACAUCAACGCCACCAAAGUUAAGACACACAGCAGCAAGUGACGGUUUCCCCCCAUGGGUCAGGCCAGUGGGGGUCCCUCGAACCUGGGCCCUGCAGCCUCUGGUGAGUGAGGGAGCCCUUUUAGCAGCAAUACACCCCCGAGGGAGGUUGUCUUCUGACCCAGGGAGCACGUGGGGGAAACCCACUCUCUGCUGAUGAUGGAGGCCUUCCUCGAGUCCCAGGAACCUCGUCACCUGCGCCAGCCCACAGAUUGCAAGCCAAACAUCCCCACUCCCCUGGGGAUUCUCAGCUCUCCCAGCCCUGCCCCCUGACCCCCCGCCUUGCUCUCAGAUUUGUGGCCAAGCUUCUAAAAGCCAUUCUGGACCCGUUGACUUUUUUUUUCAACGUUGGUUUUCCUGAGAGAUUUUUUAGCAAGGCAAGUUCUCCCUGACCCCCCUCGCCACAACUGGAAACACUUGAAGGGGGACCCCAGAGCCAGCUGUUGCAGGUCCUAGGGGUCUCCCGGACCACCCACUCCUUCUCCCUAGCUGUGACACGCUGUCAUUCCCUUCGCACCAGGUGCCCUGCCUUGAGGGUCCUGACCGGGUUAGAGAUGGCCCCUGCCAGGCAGAGCAGGAAAGCCUGAGCCAGGCCUGAGCAACCCUUGAUGCCAGUACUGGUGAGGGCGGGCUUCUCCCUGGACACUCUCAGCCCACCGCAGAUUUGUAGCCAAUCAACUCAGAGCCAGCCUCCCCGGGUUCCAGCCCCGGGAAUGCCUUCUGGGUAUCAAGCCUUCCAGGGGUCCGGGCAAUGGGAGCUCCCACCGCUGCACGCCUCCUCUGACUCACCGAGCUUGGCCUCUGCCUGUCCCCAUCUCAGGGACCAUGAUGUGUCUCGUUCACCCCCAUGCUCCCCACCACCAGGCCUACCCCACUGCAGGUCAUGAGUGCCACCCCCAGAAUGUCCUGGGCGUGCGCCACCAGCCCAUGGUCCCAGCAUCCUCCCCUGCCCCGCUUUACUGCGCCCCCCCCCAGGAUGCUCACCCCACCCUGAGCAGUAUUGAAAUGGGACCAGAUGGGGAAUGUGUCUCCUCCUUCCCAUAAAAUGCCUGCUCUUAACCUCUCAGCUUUGUGGGGGGCUUUUGAGGACCCAGGAGGGUCAGGGACUUUAUCUUGUGUUAAGGCUUCAGAAGAUCCAGCUUCAGCUAAGAGAGGCCCAGAUCCCCAGUUUGCCCUUCAGGGCCCCCCGUUCCUUCUACCGCCCAUCCUGAGACCCUAGGGAUUGGAGGAGGGAAGUCAGUGGCCCUGGCCUCUGUGCUGGGAGCCCAGUGGGGAACCUUCAUGCCUUAUCUGUUUCUAAGGGGUUUUCUUAACAAGCCUCCCAGCCUCCCUGGAGGCACCAUGCUGCUCUCCGGGCAGCACUGUGAUGAGACCUGUCAGCUGGUCCUUCUGUUCACACAUCUUGGAAGCUUUUGUCCUUUGGAGCCGGACAGCUCCCUGCCCUCCGUGUGUCUCUGUCAUCUAGGGUGGAGGGGGUGGGGAGGGACAGGACAGGUGGGGAAACGGCUCCUGCCUCUUUGCUCCCCACUUCUGUAGCUGCCGACCAGCGUGACUCACCUUUGAAGUAUACAUGAGAGAAAUAUAUUUACAAAUGCUUUAUUCUCUUCUUUAAUAAAAAAAAAAACGCACCAGUAUUCUAAAAGCA
Odocoileus virginianus texanus is the source of this 6313-nucleotide messenger RNA. The record is from RefSeq and is a predicted model, not a curated record. Lineage: Eukaryota; Metazoa; Chordata; Mammalia; Artiodactyla; Cervidae.